This is a messenger RNA of Aricia agestis (brown argus), 2216 nucleotides long. RefSeq names its product protein masquerade (gene mas). The transcript is spliced from 14 exons. The record is from RefSeq and is a predicted model, not a curated record. Lineage: Eukaryota; Metazoa; Arthropoda; Insecta; Lepidoptera; Lycaenidae. Gene Ontology annotation, molecular function: serine-type endopeptidase activity. Gene Ontology annotation, biological process: proteolysis. Bases 64 to 2181 code for a protein of 705 amino acids.
UGAAACGAGCGUGUAGGCACAAUCACUUCGCCGUCGCUCGCCGUGCUUAAUCUAUGACGUAGAAUGCCUUUCUUCUUUCGCCAGUCCGUUUCUCCGCUCGCGCGCGACCAGACGCGCCAUGUUAAGAUGGCCACGAUGACCAGUGUCCUACUUGUGUUGCUCCUGCCCCUCGUCCGGGCCCAGGACGAGUCCUUCGCCAGCUCCUUCCUAUCAGGUCUGCUGGACACGUUGGACACGCAGGUGGACGCGAAGAACUGCCCCGGGGUGUGCAUGCACGCGCUCGCCUCGCUCAUCUGCUCCAACGUGCUGGAGGAGGUCGAGUGCCCCAACCCUUCCAUGAAAUGCUGCGUCGACGAGCCCAUAGGCAACGACACGACGACGACGACUCGUCGGCCGUUCACGACGCGCUACACGACGACAGAAGCGGACGACGACGACGACGACGACUACACCACGAGGCCACCCGACAAAUACAAAGACAGUGGUAACCUGGGCUGUCCGGGCGUAUGCGUAGAGUCCCACCUGACGUUGUACUGCGAGGCGUACCUGACGACGGGCGAGUUGUGUGUGUCGGGCCGCCAGUGCUGCGUGUCCAAGGACAGCUACGGCGACCGACGACCGCCGGGCCUUGUGGUGCCUAAUGAGAAGAAGCAUGUCACGAAGCGGCCUACUACUGCGAUGACGACGACCCACGCGCCGAAGCACAAGGGCCACAAGUGUCGCGGCGACUGCAUCAGCGGCAUGUUCGCGCUGCUGUGCGACCGCGUGGACGAGGACGCGACCUGCCCCGACGAGGGCACCUGCUGCCUCAUAGAGGAGACCACGCGUCGGCCGACCACCACGCGCCCGACCACCCCGGCGCCUCUCCCGCAGUGCCCGGGCUACUGCCUGCCGAGCAUCGUGGCCGGGUUCUGCGAGCGGCCCGCCGUCCUCAUCGCCAACACUCACUGCAAACUCAGCAACUUCGUGUGCUGCGACAACACCAGGAUCCCGCCGCGCACGACGACGACUACGACCACCACCACGACGACGACGCCGGCGCCCGCCGACCCGCGCCCCGACUGCCCCGGCUCCUGCAUCGUGUCCCUGCUGUCCUUCACCUGCUUCCGUAACGCCGAAAUGACGGACGUGUUCAAAUGCAAGAAGGCGGGCACACAGUGCUGCGCGCCGAAGUCCAAAGUGUUGGAGGCGAUGGGCGUGAGCCGCAACGACACCUACCCGCUGACGACGCCGCACCCGCCGUACAACACGCCGUACACGCCGUAUACGCCGUACACGUACACGCCGUACACGUAUACGCCGGACCCGCACGCAGUGGCGCACACGCUGCCGCACACCACGCCGAUGCCGCAAUACGAGCCAAACUACGUGACAACGCGUUCGCCGGAGAAAUACAACAAGUACGUGUGUGGAGUUAAAGGUUCGUCGGGUCGCAGCGGUCGCGUGAUGGGCGGGUCGGACGGCGCGCGCGGCGAGUGGUGCUGGCACGUCGCCCUCAUCAACUCCCUCAACCAGUACCUGUGCGGCGCCGCGCUCGUCGGCACGCAGUGGGUGCUCACCGCCGCGCAUUGUGUUACCAACAUCGUCCGUUCCGGCGACGCGAUAUACGUGCGCGUUGGCGACCACGACCUCACGCGCAAGUGGGGCUCGCCCGGCGCGCAGACGUUACGCGUCGCCACCACGUACAUACACCACAACCACAACAGCCAGACCCUGGAUAACGACAUCGCACUGUUGAAGCUGCACGGGAAAGCCGAGCUUAAAGAAGGAGUAUGCCUGGUGUGCCUGCCGGCGCGCGGGGUGAGCCACGCCGCCGGACACCGCUGCACCGUCACCGGAUACGGAUACAUGGGCGAGACGGGUCCGAUCCCCCUGCGCGUGCGCGAGGCGGAGCUGCCGAUAGUGAGCGACGCGGAGUGCAUCCGCAAGGUGAACGCCGUCACGGAGAAGAUAUUCAUACUGCCCGCGUCGUCCUUCUGCGCCGGCGGGGAGGAGGGGAACGACGCAUGCCAGGGUGACGGCGGCGGGCCGCUAGUGUGUCAGGACGACGGGUUCUACGAGCUGGCGGGUCUCGUGUCGUGGGGCUUCGGCUGCGGCCGCAAGGACGUGCCCGGCGUCUACGUCAAGGUCUCCGCCUUCAUCGGCUGGAUCAACCAGAUCAUAUCCGUCAAUAACCUCUGAUGAUAGAGAGGCCACCGGCUAACGUGUAACAUAUA